This is a messenger RNA of Frankliniella occidentalis (western flower thrips), 1031 nucleotides long. RefSeq lists its product as uncharacterized. The record is from RefSeq and is a predicted model, not a curated record. Bases 184 to 849 code for a protein of 221 amino acids. Lineage: Eukaryota; Metazoa; Arthropoda; Insecta; Thysanoptera; Thripidae. The transcript has 6 exons.
AGUCUCUUAAUUGAGAUCACCAUGGAACUAUCCAUAUACUAGUUUUGCUCAACUGCUAGUAUUCUGGUACCCAUACCAUUCGAAUGAAGAUCCUACUCGUGCCUCUAGCACUCAUGUGCCAGCAAGCCAUCCACGGCAAACGAUUCAACUCUUUAGUUGUGAUGAUAUGAUAUUGGCGACGCCAUGAUGACUGCUUUUGGUUUAAAACAACUCAAUUAUUUUGAUCGAUGCCCUAGAAAUGUCUCAUCAGGUACCCAUGCCGUUCGAAUGAAGAUCCUACUCGUGCCUCUAGCACUCAUGUGCCAGCAAGCCAUCUACGGCAAACGAUACAACUCUUUAGUUGGUCCUUACGUGGCUUACGGAGAACUCUUUUACUCGUGUGACCCAAACAACACCACGCUUCCCUGGAACUGGCAUUUGCGUGCUUCCCACUUCAACCCAUAUAAACCAAAAGAGUUGCAACUUGUGACGGGCAAUGUGACUGGUGUAAAUGUAGCUAUUGAUGACAGCUGCUGGGCAAAAGUAGUUGUGGAUCUCUGGUCAAACAACCAAUGGAAAGAGAACGCCUUUAUCUUUUACUUCAAAAACGGUGCAUGUCACGCUCUUACGGAUAAUAUGCCAGGAUUUUAUGAGCAGUUCUUUAAGACGCAAAUGAUGCAAGAAAAUAAAGGCAGGUGCAUAGUCAAACCAGGAGUUUACAAGGUUAAUAACACGCCAGUAGACUGGACUUUUCCAAGGGUCCCAAUCAUUCCUUAUGGGCGCUAUAGAUUCAGACUCUCGGCGGGCAAAGCUGAAAACGUUUACGGAUGCGUGAUGGCAGAUGCUAGAACUGUUCCAAAACCCGAGUAGGGUUCAUUAUUUCAUUGCUGUAUACAUUACAGAAUACCUCGUAGCUUUUGCGCGCGGGGUCCAAAUAUCUCAAUGCACUUAGCUUUACAACAACUGUCAUUGUUAAUCUGACCAAGUCUGAAUGGACGCCAAAAUCACUAUGCUGCAAAAGUACCACCCAGGAGCUCUUGCUCUUGGGACAC